UAUAUCCCGACGAUUCAAGUGUAGUACCGUUAAAACGACGCUCCACGUCGGACACGCGAGAGUUUUAGCUGAAAAUUUGAAUUUUUUUAUUUACCACCAACUCACAAAUUCAAAUGAUAAUAAAAAAAAACAUAGAUCCAUUUUUUAAUAUUUUUUUCAUUCAAUAAAUUUUAUUAUUAUUAAAAAAAAAUUAUUUAAUAGCACAAAAUUAUUAAAAUAAAAAAUGAAUGGAAAAUUAAUAUAAUAAUUUAAAUAAUCUAUACUAAUUAUAAAAAUAAAUUUUUAAAUUAAGCCUAUGAAAUUUUGAAAAAUCAAAAAUAUUUAAUUUAUAUUUUUUUUAUCAGUAUCUAAUUUUUUUGUUUUUUUUUAAUAAUAAAUAAAAGAAUCAAUGAAAGUCUUAUACAUAUAAGUAUAUGAAAAAUAUAUGUACAUAUACAUUGAUAUAUAAAUGAACUGUUAAUUCUGCAUUAUAAUCGACAAAACAAAUAUGAUUGAAAAAUAUGAAAGAUCCAUAAUUUAUAAUUAACAAGUGUGUCUUUAAAAUUCGCAUUGAAUAAUCGGAGUGAUGGUAAAUUUAUAUAAACAGUGAGAAAUCAAAAAUGAAUAAUAUGUAAAAUAAUACUUAGCGAGAGAUCACUUGUUAUCUCAGUCAUUAAUAUUUAAUUGAUUGGAUAAAUUUCAAAUCCAACAUUUAAAAUUGUAAAUUUAUGGUGACAAAUUAAAAUAGUUUUAAGACGUGGGCGUUUUAAUGCUUCUAGUUUUCUUACGUGACUGAUGAUAGUUUUCCAUGCAAUAUCGGAGAAAUUAAUUUUAACGACUUGAUCAAAAAAGUGAACUAGUUCUCAAAAAUCAUUUGGUUGGAUAAACCGGAGAAAAUAAAAUAGCACCAUGUCUGCGCACGAUAUUGAUUUCAACAGUCCGAGUAUUCAACAAAGAAUCCUUGAAUCGCAGGCACAAUUAUGCAACAACGGUUCGACACCUGAAGCUGGUUGGUGUCCUGAAACUUGGGACAGCAUUCUUUGUUGGCCACCCACUGCACCCAACGAGCUUGCGGUACUUUCAUGUCCUCACUACAUCGCCGGGUUCGAUUUACAGGCAAAUGCCACAAGACAGUGUAUGUCAAACGGACAGUGGUAUUGGAGCGCAGAAACAAAUAGUACCUGGAGUAACUACACGGAAUGUUAUAAUGCUCAGCUUGUAACUGUACUAAUGGAUUUACCAGAGAUGCAGUCGGAUAAUGCAACACUUGUCAAGAAAUAUCUGCCAGUAGUUAAAAUAAUAUCAACAGUUGGUUACGCCGUGUCAUUGUCAGCUCUCAUUGUUGCGUUCUGCAUCUUAGCAAUAAUAAAAAAACUACGAUGCCCGCGAAAUAUGCUUCACAUGCAUCUAUUUGCAUCAUUCAUAAUGCGAGCAUUUAUGGCAUUGCUCAAAGAAAUAAUUUUCAUCUCCGGUCUGGGUCUUUCUUCAGACGUUCUUAUAAAAAAUGGAGAGAGUUACUGGCUUGUUGAUGAUAUUGAAAGUAAUUGGCAUUGCAAAGCAUUCACUAGUUUCUGGCAGUACGCUAUACUUGCAAAUUACUCGUGGAUAUUGAUGGAGGGUCUCUAUCUCCAUAAUCUUGUUUUUUUUGCGUUAUUUACCGACUCUAAUUCCAGUAUCGCUGGUUAUGUUGCUCUAGGAUGGGGUUUUCCAGUUAUAUUUGUAGUACCGUGGAUAUUUAUGAGAGCGUCGAUUGAAGAUACGUUUUGCUGGACUACCAAUGAAAAUCCAUAUGUUUUUUCUGUUAUUCGUAUUCCGAUAAUACUUUCAGUAUUAAUAAAUUUCGUCCUCUUUGUCAAUAUUGUAAGAGUGCUUUAUGUAAAAUUAAAAUCAGCUGUUUCUGAAGAAACACAUCGUUACAGGCGAUGGGCUCAAAGUACUUUAGUACUUGUACCACUUUUUGGAGUUCAUUACACCGUAUUCCUUGGACUGUCUUACAGUAUUGGAGUAGACGAAAGAGUUGAGCUUAUUUGGCUUACUGGUGACCAACUUUUCGCUUCAUUUCAAGGUUUUUUUGUUGCUGUACUCUACUGUUUUCUGAAUGCCGAAGUAAGAACAGAAGUAUCACGAGCUCUGAGGACUACAAGAUGGCCAAAAUUUGGCAGCGGCCGAUGGGGCCAAAAAUCAUCCACACGCUGUAAUAGCACUUGCAGUUGCAAUGCUACUAAAAUCACCAAGGAAACAAGAAAAACAAUUUGGUGGCAAUUACCAUGCCCUUGUUUUUUUAAUGAAAAAAAUAUUCAUCAUUCCAAUCACUCGAUGGCGAGUACUCAAGACGUUACAACGCGAGGAUGUAGUUUAGCCAGCAGUAGAGGAUACCUGGAGUCUGUUGAUCAGGGACACGGCGUCAAUUUGCCAGACAGUUAUGGACAAACGACCAAUCAAAUAUCACCAUUACGUUCCAAAUAUACAGAUCAGUCAAUGUUAUCAUUUUAUUCAAAUAUUUCAGAAGGCUACGGAUUAACAGCAAACAUGACUGAUAAAAUAGAACCGAGUGAAAAUCAUCACUGGAGUGAUUCUGAAUGCUGCAGUUUGUCCUUCGAACUACACAACUUCCAGCCUGUAUGACCGAUUAAAAAAAUUUACCAAGUGAUAAUUAAUUUUAAAUCUUAGCAUAGAUUUUUUAAUUUUAAAAAUAUGUUACUUAUAAGAUUAUAAGUAAAGACAAAUAUCACAUAUGAUUUCAUCAUAUUUUGAAAAAAAAAAUUUUUUAUAUUUCUGGUACGAAUCUAUUUAUUAUUUUGCGAGUACAAAACUUUUUAUCAAAUAACUUCUUUGUACUGGAAAUUUAAAAAUAUUAAUAAGACUCGAAUGAAAUCGUAAACUCACAAUAUAUGUUUAAGGAUAAAUGUACCUCGGAUUCUCAGGUAGAAUUUUUAAUAAAUUAAUUAUCGCAGGCGAAUUAAUAAUAAUUAUUAUUAAUAAUAUGAUAAUAACAAUAAAUUACUGAUAUUAAUGCUUUUCAUAAAAACAAUUAGCCUUUCAUAAACAAAUAAUUUAUCAAUUUAAAACAUCGAGCUAGCAAGAUAUUGUUAUAUUUGAUAUAAAAUGAAAGUUGUAACAAACAAAAAAAAAUACCAAAGCUCUCUAAGUAAUCUUACAGUGUCCGA
This is a messenger RNA of Microplitis demolitor, 3146 nucleotides long. Its product is annotated as parathyroid hormone/parathyroid hormone-related peptide receptor. Gene Ontology annotation, biological process: adenylate cyclase-modulating G protein-coupled receptor signaling pathway; cell surface receptor signaling pathway. NCBI's taxonomy places the organism in Eukaryota, Metazoa, Arthropoda, Insecta, Hymenoptera, Braconidae. Gene Ontology annotation, cellular component: plasma membrane. The coding region runs from base 889 to 2604 and encodes 571 amino acids. The record is from RefSeq and is a predicted model, not a curated record. Gene Ontology annotation, molecular function: peptide hormone binding; G protein-coupled peptide receptor activity. The transcript has 13 exons.